UUUCGAAACUUACUAAAAACUUACUAAAUGUUAGUAAUCUAACAUGAGUUUUUGUUAAGUGUGGAAUGUUUCAUAUCUAUUAAUAAAUAGCUCAUCAAAGUCAUAAUUUAUUUAUUGGCAAACGAAAUUGAUUGGCGGAUCAUAAAAGAAAUGAUGUGGCAACUUUAGAAACUCUACAAAAGACUGCACAAGAUUGGCCGGAGACCUCAUUUUUUUCCAACAGUCAUUAAAGUGUCAAUUAUAAAAAUCAAAAAUGAAUUUCAACUAACAACAACAAAAAUUGCAUUAUAAUUUAUAAAAAUUUCAACCUCUCAACAUAUAAAGAAGGAUAAUUUUAAUUUAUAAAGGAAAUUUUAUCUUCUUCAAUUUGUGUGAAGGAUAAAUAAAGUUUAAAAAAUUUAUUUCAAAAAUGGUGACAAAAGUGCCAAUGUGUCAAGUGCCACUUGAACCAAAAUGGCGUCGUGGACCUAAUUAUAUUUAUGAAAAAAAUUAUGGAUACGGAAUAAACUAUUAUCAACCGAUGAUUGAUUAUAUUGAUGAAAAAGAGAACAAUAUCAGAGCCAAGUCAGCAUAUCCCCACUUGCCUUGGUCAGAUGGUCGUGCAUUUUGGGAACACAAGCAAGUGAGGCCUUACAGUAGGCAAGACCUUGUGAAACACGCAAUUAACGCCGAAGCAAAGGCUAGAGAGCAUUUGGAAAAUUUCAAGCUAGCGAAACGAUCAGAUUUUAGUCUGACAAAAACAGUAGAAGCGGCUCACGUUACAAAAGAAAUACUCGAGGGCAGAUUAGAUACAUUGGCAUUGGAAACGGUGAAACCAAGGAAAAAAAUUAUUCUCGAAGACGAAAUAGAAGAGAUGUCGGGUCGAGAAAUUCAAUCAUUGAAAGACAUUCAUGAAAUAUCAAUGAUCAAUGAUACAAUUGAUUAUGGUAAAAGUUUACGUGGUAAAUCAGCGAAAGCAAUUGAAAUGCAACUUAAAACUGAGGCAUUCAAAAAUCUUUCACGAGCACAUGAAAUAGCUGAUAUAAAAAAAUGGCAAAAAGAAGAGACAAUUCAUCAUCAUGAAUAUCAUGAGGAAUCCGAACAUCGUCAAAUAAUACAAGAAUUACAAACAAAUUUAACUGACAUGGAAAAAAUAGCCGAGCCAUUGUCGGCAUUAAAAAGACAAUUAAAAUGUUACGAAGAAAAAACGAGCAAUUAUUUUUCAGAUACAAGGUAUUCAAUUAGUAGUAGAAAAAUAAGGAAAACAUUUUGUGUGACAUCAAUUCGAUAAUAUCAUCAAUAUUAUUGACCAAAUUCAGGUCAAUAUGAAACUAACGGAAUUACAUCUCAUUAUUAAAUAACUUUACAAUUGUGAUUUAAUAUUAGAACUAGCAAAAUUACACGCGCGCGUCCAACUUUGAAUGCAAUGGUUGUUUUAAAAUAAUAACAAUAAUAAUAAUAAUAAUUCUGCAUCAGUGGAGUAAUAAAUUAAUAAUAGGUAUAUUUCUAAUUUUCACGUUAUCAUUUAUUUAUACACAGAAAAAAAAUGAGUUUAAUGUUAUAUAGUGAUUUUUUAGUUAAGCCAGCUCAUAAUUAGUUAAUACAGCAAAAAUAAUUUAGCUAAGUUAAUUUUUAAAUUUAAUAAACUUGUAAAACUAUUAGUUCGAUUGUUGGACGGUAACAACAAUGAAAA
This is a messenger RNA of Leptopilina boulardi, 1672 nucleotides long. RefSeq names its product paramyosin, short form-like. NCBI's taxonomy places the organism in Eukaryota, Metazoa, Arthropoda, Insecta, Hymenoptera, Figitidae. The record is from RefSeq and is a predicted model, not a curated record. The transcript is spliced from 2 exons. Bases 410 to 1270 code for a protein of 286 amino acids.